Colletotrichum siamense is the source of this 858-nucleotide messenger RNA. It is a transcript of the gene PRPX, whose product is annotated as Pathogen-related protein. The record is from RefSeq and is a predicted model, not a curated record. The transcript has 3 exons. Bases 1 to 858 code for a protein of 285 amino acids. NCBI's taxonomy places the organism in Eukaryota, Fungi, Ascomycota, Sordariomycetes, Glomerellales, Glomerellaceae.
AUGGUUAUCGUGGAAACCCCCAAAGACCGUAAGGCUGAGGCCGCGGCAUCGCCUGCCCUGCCGGACUAUGUCACUUCCCCGAACGCUGUGUUUGGCGACGAGGGCGUCCAGUGGCGAUAUGGCAGAGCGCCCGAUUACACAAAGACACGGAGGGUCUGGAGAGAAGGCAAGAAGAUGAACCACGCUGCUGGCAGCUUGCCGGAGCUGGUCGAGAACCUGGUCAAGAACUGGGAGGUUGAAGCGUCCUUCAAGACAAGACUUCAGGACUGGAGGACUGUCGACCACGAGAAGUACACAUUCUCAGUCAACGGCGGAGCAGCGCAGUCAGGCGAGCACAUGCUUAAGGUCGGCACCUACAACGCCGUCAUCUCGCCCAAUGAGUACUACAGCCCCGACUACUCAGACUUCGCGUCCAGCCACAAGACCUUCAAGCGGAUGAUGCCUACUUUCGCUUGGGAAGUGCUCGAGGUGUAUAGCGGUCCGCCUGUUGUUGCCUUCAAGUGGCGCCAUUGGGGCGUCAUGAAGAACGACUACGUGGGUUUUAAUAACAAAGGGGAAAAGGUGACCGCAAAGGCGCAUGGAGGACCAAUCGACAUCCAGGGUGUCACGAUUGCGCGGGUGGACGAGAAGCUUCGGCUCCAGGCGGUAGACACCCAGUUCGAUUCCUUGCAGAUGUUUCAACAAAUUGCGCCCAACGGCGUUGUGAGGAAAGAUCCCAUCGGUAAGACUGUCGAUCCUGAGACCAGGUUCGACGAGGCUAUUGCCGCAGAGGUGAAGAUGACCGCCAAGGAGCUCAGCGACCUUCAUGUUGGAGCGUCGGGCAAUGCUUCGGGAUGUCCUAUGAUGAAUAGAGAAUAA